AUGGGAAAGUUUUGGAACAUAGUAGGACUGCUCAUUGUGUUCAUUGCAAUGUACAUUGCAUACACAUCGAGAGAUACCUUCGAUCCAGAAAGCAUACGUGGGAAGCGAGUAAUUGUGACUGGUGCAAGUACCGGUAUUGGAGAAAAGGUCGCCUACCAAUAUGCAAAGCUGGGAGCCAAUAUACUAGUCACUGCUCGGAGAGAGAACCGACUCAAGCAGGUAGUAAAGAAAUGUUUAGACUUGGGUGCUCAAUCCGCACAUUACAUUUCUCUAGACAUGCAAGUCAUUGACGAGACUGGUGAAUUGAUAACUGAAGCUGAGAAGACACUCGGUGGAUUAGAUUAUCUCGUUUUAAACCACGCCCUCUACAACGUGGAAUUAUGGGAUGGCGAUAUCGAGGGACUUCAGGCACUAAUGAAUAUCAACUUUUUUUCUUAUGCGAAUCUAGCAACCAAAGCACUACCCAUGCUGUCAAAGUCUAAUGGUAGCAUCGCUGUGGUCUCAUCAUUUGCAGGUUUGGUCACUAUACCAUCUAUGACUACCUAUUCUGCCUCCAAACACGCAUUGAAUGGGUUCUUUGAAGGAUUUAGGCUUGAACUCAAUUAUAAGAACAUCAAUGUAUCUAUAACACUGCUUUUACUUGGGGUUGUAACCACUGAUCAUGCAAUUGAAUUGAUACAAGAUCGUGAAAUGUUUGCAAAAUACGGCGAUCCAGAUGAGGCUGCCACUUGCAUAAUGAAGGCUACGAGUUCCAAACAGACAUGGGCUUACUACCCUUGGGUUGCAGCCAGAAUACCUGAAAUAAUACACACUAUUUCACGUGAUCUAUGUGAUGUCAUGAUGAGAUUGAAAAAUUGA
This is a messenger RNA of Saccoglossus kowalevskii, 858 nucleotides long. RefSeq names its product hydroxysteroid 11-beta-dehydrogenase 1-like protein. The record is from RefSeq and is a predicted model, not a curated record. NCBI's taxonomy places the organism in Eukaryota, Metazoa, Hemichordata, Enteropneusta, Harrimaniidae. Gene Ontology annotation, molecular function: oxidoreductase activity. Gene Ontology annotation, cellular component: intracellular membrane-bounded organelle.